Cutaneotrichosporon oleaginosum is the source of this 2394-nucleotide messenger RNA. RefSeq lists its product as uncharacterized. Gene Ontology annotation, molecular function: mRNA binding. Lineage: Eukaryota; Fungi; Basidiomycota; Tremellomycetes; Trichosporonales; Trichosporonaceae. Gene Ontology annotation, biological process: cytoplasmic stress granule assembly. Gene Ontology annotation, cellular component: cytoplasmic stress granule. The record is from RefSeq and is a predicted model, not a curated record.
AUGACCUCGUCCUCGUCUCGCGGACGCGGCCGCGGCGGCAGGGGCGGCGGCGCCGUGGGCAAUGACUCGUAUCGUCGCGGUCCCUCCUGGCGAGGCGGCGGAGCUGGCGGUGGUCCCACCUUUGGGCGUGGCGGCGCACCACCCGGCGCCGGCGGUACGCCAUACGUCCCCGGUUCGGGCGCUGGUGCGCGCCGUAUGAGCAACAGUGGCGCGGCUCCGAUGCGCAAAGAAGAGAAGGGCAAAGGCUUCCAGACAGACAUGGACAUCUCGGCGACGUCGCGUGGCUCUGAGCGCGAGCUUAAGCCUUGGGCGCCUGAGGAGCACGGUCCGAACGGCUCUGCCUCCAAUGGCCGCAGUGUCCCUCGCGAGGCCGACCGCGACAUUCUGACCUUUGGCGCCAAGCCCAGCUCCAUUCCAUGGGAUCAGUUCAAGGACAACGAGCGCCUGUUUGGUGUCACUACCGACUAUGACGAAGAGAUUUAUACGACAAAGCUCGACCGCUCUGGCCCUGGCUACAAGAAGCGCGAGCGUGACGCGGAUAGACUCGCAGCCGAGAUGAUGGCCAAACCAUCGGCCAACCCCCACGUUGCAGAGGAGCGUGGCCAGCAGACACAGGACAAUAAGGACGAGGAGGAAAAGUACUCGGGCGUUACGCGCAACCCCAAUGCGUAUGUUCCUCCUGGCGCGCGCAAGGGUGGCUCCACUGGACUUCCCGUACGCAAGGAGACGCCCAAGAAAGAGGAGCCGCCGCCCAAUGAAGCCGAGAAGGACGAGGCCAAGAAGGACGAGGUCAAGAAGGAAGAGACCAAGAAGGAGGAGCCUGUCAAGCCAAAGGGUCCCAUUGCUCUUCCCCUUCCUCUCGUUCCUCCUACCCAGUCGGUUACUCCUCCCCCGCCCGGUCCGCACCGCUCGUCGGCCGAUCCAGCCGUGGAUCCCGCGAUUGCUUCGCUUGGUCCUGGUCCUGUUGCGGCCACUAUGACCCGCAGCACUAGUUCCGCUCCGCGUGAGCAGCAGGCGAACGGCUCCGACUUGAAGGGUGCGCCCGCCACCAAAGUGCCAAUCGGCGGUGUGGUCGAGUCUGCUCGCGAGUGGGUGCUGUCGGAGCGUGACCGCGUGGUGCAGCAGAGGCAGUCGAUGGUGAAGAACGAGCGGGCCAACCAGCUCGCAGAGUUCAAGAAGUGGCAGGCCAACUUCAAGGUCCCUCUGCCUAUCCCGAAGGACAUUCUCCCAAUUCUCACGAAAGACGAGCAGAAGCAGAAGGCGAUCGAGGAGAAGGCGGAGCGUGAGCGGCUCGAGUCCAAAAAGCUCGAGGCCGCCAAGUCGCCUCUCAGCUCGCCGAGCAAGGCCUUGUCGCCCACCCCCGAGGCGCCCCGCGCCGCUGCCGCCCAACCGAAGAAGAUUGCCAUGAAGAUCCCGGAGAUUCCCCCGUUCCGUCCGAAGGUGCCGCCUGCCGUGCCUGUCCCCGAGACGGCGACGCAGAACAUUGCCCUUGUGACGUCGCCUACCCCGUCCCACUCGUCUAUUGCCUCUGGCGCGGGCAAGCUAAACCCUAAUGCGUCUGCGUUUGUGUUUAAGCCGAACGCCAACGCCGCGGUCUUCAAGCCUGCUGGCAGCACGGGCGUUGGUGGAGACGCGUCGGCAGUCACGAGCCCCGCAUCGCAGCCGGCCAAACUUCCCGCCAUGGCCGUUCCUUCGACACCCACACAGGCGCCGAAGAACCCCUUCUUCCCUAACGGUCCUCCUAAGCGGAUAGCCGUCAACAUGCGCGACGAUUUCAACCCCUUCAAGCACGGGCAGGUGCCUAUGGCGGCGACCGUGUCCAUGUCGUGGAACUAUACUGGGCGUCGGGCAAGUGUCGCUUACAACCAGCCUGUGCCGCACCAGGCCAUGAUGGCGUCGCCGAACAUUGGUGGAUACGACGGCGAGGAUCCGCAGUCGCCGCACGCGCAGCAUGCCCCGCCACCCAUGCAGGGCAUGCCGCCCAACAUGAUGUACUACGGCUACCGGCCCGGCAUGCCCCCUCAGAUGCAGGGGAUGCCUGGCAUGAUGUACCCGAGCCCGGGCUUUAUGCCACAGCAGAUGGCGGGCGGCCACGGGCCAGGGCAGGGCCCGAACAUGCCAAUGUACUACACGAACGGCGUGCCGCCCAACGCGCACUUCCUUCCGCCACAGAUGCACUUCCAGCCGGGCCUGGGGCGGCCCGGCCCGGGGCCAAUGUACUAUGGCCAGCAGAUGCCUGGCGGGCCGCAGGCGCCGCAGAUGCAACAGCAGAUGUCGCAGAUGUCGUUCCAGGGGCACCCGACGCCACCGCAGCCCCACUUCCAGCAGCCAUUGCCGGCGCAGGGCCCGCCUGGCCCCGGCCCAUCACCGGGCUUUGAGGCGGCGAGCCAAUAG